Alternaria burnsii is the source of this 795-nucleotide messenger RNA. RefSeq lists its product as uncharacterized. The record is from RefSeq and is a predicted model, not a curated record. NCBI's taxonomy places the organism in Eukaryota, Fungi, Ascomycota, Dothideomycetes, Pleosporales, Pleosporaceae. Gene Ontology annotation, cellular component: RNA polymerase III complex. Gene Ontology annotation, biological process: transcription by RNA polymerase III. Bases 1 to 795 code for a protein of 264 amino acids. The transcript is spliced from 3 exons.
AUGGCGGGAAGAGGAGGAAGAGGAGGUGGACGCGGAGGCGCGCGUGGUGCCUUCAAUCCCGCACGAGGAACCGUGACGAUUGCCGGAACUGAGCUCAACUGGGAUCUGACUGGCCUCGACAUCCAGAAGGGGCCUGCCGAGCGCUUUCCAGAAGCACCUCCACCCCAAGCGCCUCCACCAACCGACAGUGAGCUCGGCAUGGUCAAGCACCACCUCGCAGUCCGCGACCGCAUCCACGAAGGCCCCUUCUACACCAUCCUCAACGACGGCAUGAAGAACGGGCUGAAGCGAAAGGCCAACGAGCCUGCACCCACCGAAGCCUCGCUCUUCGAUCCCUUCACUGGAAACCAGACAUACUCGGCCAAGUACCUCAAAGUGCGGAGGAGACUACCAAAGUUAGAUGCGCGGCCAUACGUCGUCGAUCUCUUCCCCGCAGAACUCCGUCCCACACUAGACGGCACACGAGCCGACUCCACCUCGACCAAGAAGCGCAGGACGCUCGGCGUCACAAAAGUGAACGGUCUAUCCCAGAUUGAGCGCCUAAUCAAGUCCGAACAAGAACGCACAAAUGAAGCAGAAGCCCGCGCAGAAGAAGAGGCAGACGACGAGGACGCCGAAGAAGACGAGGAAAUCGACGAGGAUAAACCCGAUGCCGUUGAUGAGGAAGAUAAUUGGUCGGCUGCGAGUACGGACUCGGAGGAAUCGGAUGACGAUUAUAAUGCCGAGCAAUACUUUGACAACGGCGAGGACGAUGAUAUCGAUGAUGCCGAUCCUUAUGAGAAUACGUAUGAAUAG